CGGAACUAAGAUCUUAAUAUCAUAUUUAUCUAACUUAGUGACAUCGAUCACGAUCGCUUUAUAAAGGCAUUUUAAAUCGAAAAUUGCACAAACACAUUUCGUGAAGACGCGAAAAAUGUUGAAACUGAUUACUUUGUUGGCCUUUGCAUUUGCCGCUUGCAACGGAGAUGCCAUUCAAAACUUGGAGCGAUUUGGAAGUUUAAAUAAAUAUUAUUACUAUAGCAAUGCACAGAGAAAUUCGAUUACACUCACCGAAGACCACUUUCCCACUGGAAACGAUACUGCUGCGCGCUUUAACAAUAAUUGGGAUAUUGUCGUAAUAAUACACGGUCACAGUGGCACUGCUACGACGACGAUCAACCCUAUUGUUAAAGACGCAUUUUUAACAAGUGGCGAUUAUAACGUUAUCGUUGUGGAUUGGUCAUCAUUCAGUUUAUCAACAUAUUCAACGGCAGUGAUGGCUGUGACAGGUGUGGGAUCAAGUAUCGCUACUUUUUUGAAAAAUCUCAAAUUACCACUUAAUAAGGUGCACAUUGUUGGUUUCAAUCUUGGAGCUCAUGUUGCUGGAGUGACUGGAAGAAAUUUGGAAGGCAAAGUAGCAAGAAUUACGGGUCUAGACCCUUCGGCUCGUGAUUGGGAAAACAACGUACUACGACUGGGAACAAACGAUGCUCAAUACGUUGAAGUUAUUCACACCGACGGAUCUGGUGUCAACAAAAACGGCUUGGGCGUUGCUAUUGGACACAUUGACUUCUUUGUCAACGGCCGUCUUGUCCAACCGGGCUGCACGAAUAACUUAUGUAGCCACAACCGCGCUUAUGAAGUUUUUGCUGCAACAAUUACGCAUGGCAAACAUUACGGAAAUCAGUGCAGCACAGAAGCGGAGAUAACCGCAAAUAAUUGCCGAGGAUUUAUAGUUGAAAUGGGUACUGCCAAACUUGUAAAGCAUGGGUCUGGAAUGUUCCGAGUAAAUACCGGCAUGAGGUACCCAUUCCAUUUGUGAUGCCUACAAAACUUAAAACGAAGUUUUCUGUGAUGACCAAUAAAAUUAGUUUCUACAUUAACUAUUAUUUAUUAUUAUUAUUAUUAAAAUAAUAAAAAUAUACAAUGUUGAA
Messenger RNA from Bombyx mori (domestic silkworm), 1115 nucleotides. Its product is annotated as triacylglycerol lipase. The record is from RefSeq and is marked provisional. Lineage: Eukaryota; Metazoa; Arthropoda; Insecta; Lepidoptera; Bombycidae. Gene Ontology annotation, molecular function: lipase activity. Gene Ontology annotation, biological process: lipid catabolic process.